Messenger RNA from Fusarium graminearum PH-1, 1833 nucleotides. RefSeq lists its product as uncharacterized. Lineage: Eukaryota; Fungi; Ascomycota; Sordariomycetes; Hypocreales; Nectriaceae. Gene Ontology annotation, cellular component: cell periphery; cell septum. The record is from RefSeq and is a predicted model, not a curated record. Gene Ontology annotation, molecular function: chitin synthase activity. Bases 1 to 1833 code for a protein of 610 amino acids. The transcript is spliced from 3 exons.
AUGUCAGAAAGGGUCCAAGAUCCUCAGUGGAGGAAGUGUACUCCUCCUCCACCUUCAUUCUUCACCAGAGUAACGAAUAACAAGUUUGUUCUCAAAGAUAUUGAUGGACAUUUUCACGAUAUGCAACUGGAUGAGAUCCUUCAGAGAACCAGUCUGGACGACACACGGUCUUCUGAUCAGAGCUUGGGUCCCUCAGUGUUCACUGCAUCUCCCUCGUACAAGUCUUCGUUUGCCCAAACACCCAUCACUUCCUUGAAGUCUCUCUACCCCCAUAGCAAGCCCGGCAGUAUUUCCCCAUCGGGGUCUUCUUCUCAUCAGGGCCACCUCAUCGUUCCACAACCGAGGCUUCCAGAUCCAGUUGCUCGGCGACGAGACAGUGACUCAUUGUAUAGCGUUGAGGACAUCUCCAUCAAUGCCUGCGCAUACACUGCCAAUGCAACUCAAACAUCGCCACGACACUCCCUUUUGAGACAAAAUGAUACAGACCCUACUCCCAAGGUUGAGCUUGACUCUGAGUCCCAGAACUUGGAUGAGUACUUGAGAAAGUAUGGACAGAGGAAAGUUACUCGGCAUAAGUGGAUUAUGACAGGUUUCUUGGUCUCUGUCAACUUCAUGUUCAUCUUCGCAUCUUGGUGGUGGCCUCGAUACUACUACGUCUACAUCCCAUUCAUCUCAUUUCCACUGGUUCUCAACUGCAUCAUGAUUGCCUCCAUCAUCUCCAUUUCCAUCAAGAAUCUCAUUGUGACUCAGAAGAUCAUUGAGCCAUACCACAAUGAGAAUCUAAUUAUGAUCAUGCCUUGCUACAAUGAGACUCUCGAAGAAUGUACCAAGUCACUUGACUCUCUUGUCGAACAAGUCGGCAUCGAUAACCACAAGAGAGGCAUCAUGGUCAUCUGUGAUGGUCGUGUCCGUGGACCUGGAAUGGAGAAGACCACAGCCCAGUAUCUCAAAGAAGAUAUCUUUAUUGGGAAAAUCCACUCUGAGAAGAUCCGCGGUGCAUACAGAGCUUGGGAUGGCCAAGCCAUGGAUGUCGAUAUCUCAUGGGGUUACUACCGGGGUGUGCCGUUCUACUGUAUCAUCAAAGAACAGAACCAGGGCAAACGCGACAGUCUCAUAGUUAUCCGUUCGUUCCUUUACAAGUUCAACAUCCGAGACACCAAACCGACAACCAUAUUCUCGUCCCGGUUUCUCCUCUCAAUGACUGACUGGCUCUCUCAAGAAGUCAGAGUCGACUACGUCGAUCAUCUAAUUGGCAUGGAUGCAGAUACUGUCUUUCAAAACAACUGCAUUUCUGAACUUCUCAAAGAGUCAAAGUAUCCAAACACAGUGGGGGUUUGUGGCUAUGUUGCGGUUGACUUCAGUGGAGGCAAUUGGAACUUAUGGUCUAUCUAUCAGAACGCCGAGUACACAAUUGCCCAGGGACUGAGACGGCUACAUCAAUCCAUCGCAACCAAGAAAGUUUCCUGCCUACCUGGAUGUUGUCAGUUGCUCAAGAUUUGCGACAUGACAUGCGGUGACAAGGUCCUCAUCGAGCAAUUUGGAUACUAUCCCAGACCCUUAGACGGGAUGAUCAAACGCAUUCGAGCCACUGCGUCUGAAGAUCGCAACCAUAUAUGUCAACUUCUCACCACUUUCCCCGAAGCACAAACUCGUCAAGCUUUACGCGCGAGGGCUUACACUGAUGUCCCUCAUUCUUGGAGUGUCUUUCUUUCUCAACGUCGCCGUUGGACACUCGGAGCUACAAGCAACGACUUGCUACUGUUCACGGCCCGGCAUUGCCAAUGGUGGGAACGUAUACUGGCAUUUUCUAAAUAUUCUCACCUGGUCUCUUAA